CUUGACAAUUUUUUCUACAGAUAAACCGCAGAAUGAUUCUCCAAAGAAGAGCAGCUGUUCUUGCUCAAUCCUAUAGCUGUGUGAUAAAAGAUUGUCAAAACUUAUUUAGGUUGAUGUUUGCUUCCUUCUGUGUGCUCUUCUUGGUUCUUGAGAUAAAAUUCUUUUACAUUUAAUGUUCCAAAAUACAUAGUUCAGGCGGCUGCAAAGACUGGAAGCUUAUGACCUGCUUAAUCAAAAAUCCUGUAUUUUCUUUUAACCGUGAAAGAAAACAGGAGGUAGCAGUGUUGAGUAUGAAGUUUAUUCAGUUUCGAGCAAGAAAAAUGGAGAGUAUACAGAAAAUUUCUUCCAGGAUGUAGGAGAUUGAUUUUGUUUGUCUUUAUCAGACUGCUCUGAGAAAAUACAACUUUUUCACCUUCAGAAUGAAUGGAUCAGCGUGAC
This is a messenger RNA of Rubroshorea leprosula, 438 nucleotides long. NCBI's taxonomy places the organism in Eukaryota, Viridiplantae, Streptophyta, Magnoliopsida, Malvales, Dipterocarpaceae. The record is from the annotation of a GenBank genome assembly.